Molecule: messenger RNA, 1423 nt
Organism: Aspergillus novofumigatus IBT 16806
Lineage: Eukaryota; Fungi; Ascomycota; Eurotiomycetes; Eurotiales; Aspergillaceae
Product: putative gamma-cysteine synthetase regulatory subunit
Exons: 2
Coding region: 107-1042 (311 amino acids)
Biological process (GO): glutathione biosynthetic process
Cellular component (GO): glutamate-cysteine ligase complex
Molecular function (GO): glutamate-cysteine ligase catalytic subunit binding; enzyme regulator activity
Source: RefSeq, a predicted model, not a curated record
UAUCAAGCGCAAUUUGUCACCAAUUUCCAAGCUCAACACAACUGCAAAUAAAUCAAUAUAUCCGGCUUCUAUUCCUUGUCUCCUGUCUAUAAUCAAGGAAAUAGCCAUGAAGCUGAUACUAUCCACCUCAAAUCUCAUGACGACCGGCGGUUCGUCCGUCAUCAGACAUCCAGGCACAACGAAAUCGAACGUCGAGCUGAUCAACGCUCUACGAGCGAACUUUCAGGCUGCGCAACAGCUUGCGGCCGCGGAUGAGAUCGAGACAAAACCCACGGAGAGAUACAAGGCAUGGACAUCGAUGCAGGAUGAUGCGCUUUACAUUCCCGCAAUCGAUUUCUCGCAGCACGGGCUGGCGGAGGAGAGGUCGCAGUACGAUAUUACGGUGAAACUGUUCUUUCUACCCGGCAUCCCGGUAUCGAGACGGUGCGCGCAUACGCGGCAGGCGAUUGAUCUGGUAUUGAAAGAGCUACAUGUGGAUUCUAUCGACCUGCUUAUUGUUUCCUUCCCCGGGAUUUUAUUCGACGCGGAGGACGACAGCGAGGAAGAGGUGUCGUCGGAUGACGGAAGCGAGGAGCCAGAUGACUUUGACAGCAUCAUUCAGUCGUGGAGGACGCUUGAGGGGCUGCAUGAGAAAGGCAUGAUUGCUCAGCUGGGUGUGGCGGAGUUUGGAAGCGACAGGCUCGCUCGGUUCCUCCCACAUACCAAGGUCAAGCCGUCUGUGGAUCAGAUCAACCUCAAGGACUGCUGUGUCGUUCCCAAGUCGCUGAUUCUCUAUGCGAAGCAAGAGAAUAUCCAACUGCUUACGCAUAACGACUGCAACGAUAUCCUGCCGGUAGGCACGACACGGGAGCUGCUGGGUCCAGGGGAGAAGGGCGCUGGGAUCCUUGCGUCCGCUCCAGAUGCCAACGACGGGAUCAAAGGCGAUGUUGAGCCACAAUGGGUAGUCAAGUACACGGCGGUAGUCAAAGACCGCGGAGUGGUGGAGAACAAGGGAUAUUUUGCGCUGGCAGACGUAGGCACUUGUGUCAAGACGAGUUCAUGAGAAUAUGCGGUGCUAUUCAGUGAGAUCUGUUUCUAUUUUUGCAAAGUACACAUUUUCUUCGUUGCAUUGUGCGAUAGAGCGUGGGCGCAAUAUCUUGGUUCUUCAAUGAUGACGAAUGACUGCACGUGUAUGUCGUUGCUCUUCCCAUAUCUCAAAUGGACGACAGAGUCGUGGAUAUAGAUCAUGGAUGCUUCGAGCAAGCUGCUCAUCCAAUCAUACUUCUCUUACGACCUCUCAUCCGCACUUCCUCUAACCGUUUCAACGCAGAGCUAGCGCCCUUGUAGCUUUCCUUAUACCCGCUGAGGACCUCUUCGAAGAGCGGCUCAGUACGAGGAUGGGUGCUACCAAACGCCCUCUCAAGCACGUAUAGAUCAACCGCGC